Molecule: messenger RNA, 923 nt
Organism: Ceratotherium simum simum (southern white rhinoceros)
Lineage: Eukaryota; Metazoa; Chordata; Mammalia; Perissodactyla; Rhinocerotidae
Product: olfactory receptor 4C12-like
Biological process (GO): G protein-coupled receptor signaling pathway
Cellular component (GO): membrane
Molecular function (GO): G protein-coupled receptor activity; olfactory receptor activity
Source: RefSeq, a predicted model, not a curated record
AUGGAGAAUAAAAGAAAUGUGACUCAAUUCAUUUUAAUAGGUCUUACACAGAACCCCAAAAUGUGGAAAGUAUUGUUUGUGGUAUUUUUGGUUCUAUACACGGUAACACUCUCAGGCAACCUGCUCAUUGUGGUUACCAUCACCACCAGCCACACUCUGAACUCCCCCAUGUACUUCUUCCUGGCCCACCUUUCCUUGAUAGACACAAUUUAUUCUUCUUCUUCAGCUCCUAAGCUGAUUGUGGACUCACUUCACAAGAAGAAGAUGAUCUCCUUUAAUGGGUGUAUGGCUCAAGUCUAUGCAGAACAUAUUUUUGGUGCUGCCGAGAUCAUCCUAUUGACGGUGAUGGCCUAUGACCGCUAUGUGGCCAUCUGCAAACCUCUGCACUGUGCGACUGUCAUGAACCACAGGCUGUGCAUUCUCCUGCUGGGAGUGCCCUGGACUGGAGGAUUUCUCCGUGCAACCGUUCAGAUCCUCUUUAUGGUCUGGCUGCCCUUCUGUGGCCCCAAUGUAAUAGAUCAUUUCAUGUGUGACUUGUACCCUUUGUUGAAACUUGUCUGCAUGGAUAUUCAUACCCUUGGUCUCGUUGUUGCUGCCAAUAGUGGGUUCAUUUGCCUAUUAAACUUCCUCCUCUUGAUGGUCUCCUAUGUGGUCAUCUUGUGCUCCCUAGAGAACUAUAGCUUGGAGGGGAGGCACAAAGCCCUCUCCACCUGUGUCUCUCACAUCACAGUAGUGGUCUUAUUCUUUGUGGCCUGCAUAUUUGUGUAUCUGUGCCCAGUGACCACUCUGCCCAUUGAUAAAGCUGUGGCUCUCUUUUAUACUAUCGCGGCCCCGAUGUUAAAUCCCUUAAUCUACACCCUCAGAAAUGCAGAGGUGAAAAAUGCAAUAGGAAACUCUGGAGGAAAAAAUUGACUUCAGAUAAU